Messenger RNA from Bursaphelenchus okinawaensis, 986 nucleotides. The record is from the annotation of a GenBank genome assembly. Lineage: Eukaryota; Metazoa; Nematoda; Chromadorea; Rhabditida; Aphelenchoididae.
AUGAGUGGAUUCACAAUUGACGCUUUGUUAGAGGAGACGAGGCCCAAGCUGGAGGAUGAGCAUGGGUUCGGAGAGUGUAAGAGGUAGGGUAGUUUUUGCCAUUUCUGGUUUUGUAAAUAAUGUUCUUGCAAUUUUUUGUUCUGUAAAGAAAGUUUUUGCCGGUUUUCAUCUUGUAAAGAAAGUUCUUGCCAUUUUUUGUUUUCUAAAGAAAAUUUUUGUUAUUUUUUGCUCUGUAAAGAAAGUUUUUGUCAUUUGUUACUUUAUAAUGAAAGCUCUUGCUUUUUAUGUUUUGUAAACAAAUUUCUUGCCACUUAUUGCCUUGUAAAGAAAAUUUUUGCCAUUUCCGCGUUGUAAAGAAAGUUUUUGCUAUUUUAUGUUUUGUAAAGAAAGUUCUUGCCAUUUUUUUUGUAAAGAAAAUUAUUGCCCUUUUAUGCCCUGUAAAGAAAGUUUUUGCAACUUUUUCGUUUGGAAAGAAAGCUCUUGUCAUUUUUUGUGUUGUAAAUAAAGUUCUUGCUAUUUUUUAAUGGAUAUUUUCUUUUUUGUAGUUUGCAGUCUGCGAAGGACAAGUUAUACGAUGAUUUUUUUUUCUUUUUAAAUUUUUUGUAAAAUACGUUUUGCUUCGGCCUAUUUUUUUAACUUAUGUUGUCAUAACUAUAAUAUUUUUCCCCAACUUUUAUAAAAAAAUCUUAAACAUAUCUCAUUUUAGUCCACCAUCGCUCUUCAGUUUCUCCAAAUGUCAUCGUCGUCGGUCCACCUUCUCGGCUCUUCAAGUUCACAUCUUAGAAGCUGAAUUCUACAAAAAUCGCUACGUCUCCCCAGAUCGACGAGCUUUCCUGGCCAACCUACUUGACUUGAGUCAACAACAAGUCAAAAUCUGGUUCCAAAAUCGACGUUACAAAACAAAAACAAAGCCCGAGGCGUCGAGAAGGCACAACGAUCAAUAUUUGGCGAAUUUACAGGCUUUUUGGAUCAAUCAGAACAGGUAG